AAGGCCAAGCCAGAGAGAAGACAUUAAAGGGUCAUCAUCGGGACUCUGAUAUAACUGUGAGGACUGUUUCAUGAGCCAGAACUGCAGAAGUGUUCAAACACUUCUAAAUAAAUACAUUAAAAAUAAUCCAAAAUAAAUAAUAAUAAUAAUAAUAAGUGAAAGGACUGAUAAAAUGUGAAUAAAUUAAAUAUACACUUAUCCAACCAAACACUUCUGAAAAGUGACUCUAAGGUGAUUUUACAAUGCAUUGGAUUUAACACUGUGAUUAAACUCGAUGUGAAUAUAAUAUAGCAUUUCUCGACAUAGCGAGUAUACAAAACGGUCAACUUACCUGUUUGCCAUAACGUGUAUUUACUUAUUAUUAAAGAUUAAGUUAUUUUAACAGUUUGUGUUGUCUUAUUUUCAUCUUUAAGACAACUGUCUGUGGCAACCCACAUGAAGAAUACUAUAGUAAUUUAAUAAUACUAGUUAUAUUAUAGUAUUUACAACAUUUUGUUAAUGAAUGCUGUAGUAUUAACUAUAGUGAACUGAUAAACUGUAAUAAACACUGUAGUAUACUUUAGUUUAACUAGUCCAUUGUAGUAUAAUAUACCCCAUAGUUGUAGAAAACUUGGGUAAAGUAGUUUGUUUAUAUUACUAUGGGCUAGUUGUUAUAUUACCACAGCAACUAGAAUUACCACAACAAAUUAAUUCAAGUUCUUUACUAUAGUAUGGUUUAAAAACACUAUAGUAUUUCAUGUGGGGUAGCCUAAUAUUUCGCGUCACGAAAGGACAAAUAGCCUAAAUGCAUCUUAAACAACACGAACACAAAGAGACUAGCACUUACUUGUAGCCUAAGCGUUUAUAUGUCUUCGUGACCCACUUUUAAACGAACCUGUCAACUUUGACUCGUUUUAACGGCUGUUGUAUGUUAGUCCUCAGAGAUCAGAUCAGCUCUGCGCGCGCUUCCCGCCCUGUGUGUCACGUGAGCGCCGCGCUUUUAUUGGAUUAACGUCGGUUAAUCCGCGCGCGCCAGCCGCUGUCUCGCGUCUCCGCGGGAUCUUUGUGCAGGAGGACGCUCAAUGUUUUGAACGCAGACUCUCCGGUGUCCAGAAGAUCAUGACGGAGGAGCACGCGACAGGUGGUACAUGCCUGUCCCGAUCAGACUGCAGGAUGACUGUAGGAGCAGAGGGCGGGGCUGAUGUCACAAAGGAGGUGUGGCCUGCACAACCACGCCCUUUAUCACAUGACCGGGUCACACUAGUAGUGGACGGGACUCAUUUUGUGGUGGAUCCUGCAGUAUUCACAGUUUACCCGGAUACGGUGCUUGGGAGAAUGUUCGGUCGAGCACGUCAGCACAGUUUCACGCGACCAAACGCUAAAGGAGAAUAUGAAAUCGCAGAAGGCAUCGGUGCCAGUAUCUUCAGAGUAAUACUGGAUUAUUACCGCGUUGGCGUGCUGCACUGUCCGGAGGGCUUGUCUUUGGCAGAACUGCGCGAAGCGUGCGAUUAUCUGUGUAUAAACUUCGACUACAGCACCGUCAGAUGCCGAGACCUCAGUGCUCUCCUGCACGAGCUGUCCAAUGACGGCGCCCGACGGCAGUUCGAGGCGUUCCUGGAGGAGCUGUUGCUUCCGGCGAUGGUUGCGAGCGCUCAGGAAGGAGAACGAGAAUGCCACAUCGUGGUCCUCACGGACGACGAUAACGUAGACUGGGAUCACGACAACCCUCCCCCGAUGGGAGAGGAAAACUCGCAAAUCCUCUACAGCACCAAACUCUACCGUUUCUUCAAGUUCAUCGAGAACAGAGACGUCGCGAAAGCUCUGCUGAAGGAGCGAGGCCUGAAAAACAUUCGCAUCGGGAUCGAGGGAUACCCCACCUGUAAGGAGAAGGUGAAGCGGCGUCCAGGUGGGAAAUCCGAGGUCAUCUACAGCUACGUCCAGCGUCCCUUCAUCCAGCUGUCCUGGGAGAAAGAGGAAGGGAAGAGCAGACACGUGGACUUCCAGUGCGUCCGCAGCAGGAGCGUCCCGAACCUCAUCACCGCCAUGGGGGAGGGGCCUACGCGGGCCGGGGUCACGCCCACUCCACAGGUCGACGAGUUAGAUCGGCUGAACGGCCCCGCCCCUUCUGGCCUCGACCAAUGACUGAUGGAUUAAACCGUUGGAGCUGGAAACACUGACUGGACAAUAAUACAACUCAUUCAUAUUCAUUAUUUGCUCAUUAAUAUUCAGCCACUCAUUUCAUAUUCAUAUAAUAGACAGUUCAUAUUGAUUUGUUCGAAUUUCGACUUUGAAUUUAAUCCAUAUCACUGAUUCAGUCUCAUGAAUAGAUGACCUUUGAACUUAAAAGUACUUGAGAUCUUUUCACCAUUGUGUCCUUGAGCAAGUUCUUGCCAUUACUGCAUAUUGCAUUUGGCUUUGGAUAAAACAAUAUUUGUUAAUCAAUAACCAAUUAAUCAAAAACCAAUCACUUUUUUAGGGCUUUAGAUUAUUGAAGAUCAGAUGCAUUCAUUUUAGUGAAGAUUUUCUGUCUGUCGGCGCCAUCUAGUGUCAAGGAGCAAAGUGAUGGAUAGAAAAUAGUGUAAAUAUUAUUUAUUAAAAACACUUUUUAAGCGUUUUCCUUUGUUUUAUAUAAUUUAUAAGUGGUUUUCAAUAAAAGCAUCUGCACAAAAGUUUGGAAUAAUUUAGCUUUUUAAAUGUUUUUCUCCUGUGUUUUGUUUUUCUGCUCACCAAGGCUGCAUUUCUUGGAUCAAAGAAUACAAUAAAAUUGUGAAAUAUUAUUACAAUGUAAAACAGCUGUUUUUGAUGUGAAUAUGUUGUAAACUGUAAUUUAUUUCUGUGAUGUGCAGCUGUAUUUUCAGCAUCAUUACUGCAGUCUUCAGUGUCACAUGAUGCUUCAGAAAUCAUUCUAAUAUGCUGAUUUGCUGUACGUUUUUCAAAAACAUGAAUAAAAUCAUAACUA
Onychostoma macrolepis is the source of this 2938-nucleotide messenger RNA. RefSeq names its product potassium channel tetramerization domain containing 20 (gene kctd20). Gene Ontology annotation, cellular component: cytoplasm. Gene Ontology annotation, biological process: positive regulation of phosphorylation. The transcript has 8 exons. Lineage: Eukaryota; Metazoa; Chordata; Actinopteri; Cypriniformes; Cyprinidae. Bases 1099 to 2121 code for a protein of 340 amino acids. The record is from RefSeq and is a predicted model, not a curated record.